Messenger RNA from Austrofundulus limnaeus, 2990 nucleotides. RefSeq names its product histone acetyltransferase KAT5. Gene Ontology annotation, biological process: double-strand break repair via homologous recombination; regulation of DNA-templated transcription. Gene Ontology annotation, cellular component: NuA4 histone acetyltransferase complex. Gene Ontology annotation, molecular function: histone H4K16 acetyltransferase activity. The transcript has 16 exons. The record is from RefSeq and is a predicted model, not a curated record. Lineage: Eukaryota; Metazoa; Chordata; Actinopteri; Cyprinodontiformes; Rivulidae. Bases 34 to 1758 code for a protein of 574 amino acids.
UUUUCCCACAACUCCCUGCUGCUGCACUCACAGAUGACGAAAAUGGUGGACAACGCAUCUUCGGUCGAGAUUGUCGAAGGCUGCCGCCUCCCAGUUCUUCGUAAAAACCAAGAACACGAGGACGAAUGGCCAUUGGCUGAAAUUUUAAGUGURAAGGAAGUGUCUGGGAGAAAACAAUACUAUGUUCACUACAUUGACUUCAACAAGCGCCUGGAUGAGUGGGUCACCACAGAAAGGCUGGACAUGAAAAAGCUUCAGUUUCCUAAAAAAGAAGCUAAAACUCCCACUAAGAAUGGUCUUYCUGGCUCCCGUCCCAGUUCACCAGAGAGGGAAGUGGUGAGUGAAAAAGUGGAUACAAACACUGACGCAGCUGUGCAGAAGAAACAGAGGAAGAGUCUAGAUCUCAACCUUCCAACUGCCACAGCUCCUUCCAGAGGCAAAACGCUCCCCACUCCGGCGGAAUGCAAGCUGAAUGUCCACCACCCGUGUUUGCCGCCGAAGAGGAAGGUAGAGAGCGUACCUGUGGCGACUCAGGUGCCCCCGGCCACCCCCGUUCCCUCUCUGCCGAGUUCAGCAGAAGCCUCCCAGGCAGCUGUUUUCCCUGCUGUGAGAGACACCAACACCUUUAAGUCUAGAGAAGACCACGACCAGCUCGCCUCACUCACAACGAACGGCACCGCCCGACGCCUCAUUCCCUCUCAGCCUGGCAGGAAGAGGAAAGCUAACUGUGGCGCAGCUGAUGAGAUGAUAAAGGUUUUGCAGUAUAACAAGCCUCAAAGUGCCAGUGUCUUUCUGCCACCACCAGAGGAUUCUCAGGACAGUUCUGACGGCAUCCCGACCGCCCCCCGCAUGACGGGCAGUUUGGUGUCAGAUCGCAGUCACGACGACAUCGUCACCCGUAUGAAAAAUAUCGAGUGUAUAGAGUUAGGACGACACAGACUGAAGCCAUGGUACUUCUCACCGUACCCACAGGAACUCACCACGCUGCCCAUCCUCUACCUCUGUGAAUUCUGUCUCAAAUACGUCAAAAGUCUCAAGUGUCUUCAGAGACAUUUGACCAAAUGUAAUUUAAGGCAUCCUCCAGGCAACGAGAUUUACCGCAAAGGCACCAUCUCUUUCUUUGAGAUCGACGGCAGGAAAAACAAAAAUUAUUCCCAGAACCUGUGUUUACUUGCAAAGUGUUUCCUGGACCACAAAACGUUGUAUUACGACACGGACCCUUUCCUCUUUUACGUAAUGACUGAGUACGAUUCCAAAGGCUUCCACAUCGUGGGCUACUUUUCUAAGGAAAAAGAGUCAACUGAAGAUUACAACGUUGCCUGCAUCCUGACUCUGCCUCCGUACCAGCGCAGAGGUUAUGGGAAACUGCUCAUUGAGUUCAGUUACGAGUUGUCAAAGGUGGAGGGGAAGACGGGCACUCCUGAGAAGCCGCUGUCUGAUCUCGGCCUCUUGUCGUAUCGUUCCUACUGGUCGCAAACAAUCCUAGAAAUUCUCAUGGACCUUAAACCUGAAAAUGGAGAAAGGCCACAGAUUACGAUCAAUGAGAUUAGUGAAAUUACGAGUGUAAAGAAAGAAGAUGUGAUUUCAACGCUUCAGUAUCUCAACUUAAUCAACUAUUACAAGGGUCAGUACAUCCUCACGCUGUCAGAGGACAUUGUGGACGGACACGAGAAAGCGAUGCAGAAGAGGCACCUGCGCAUCGAUCCUAAAUGUCUUCACUUCACUCCUAAGGACUGGAGCAAAAGGGGAAAGUGGUGAAGUCCGGGUCUGGUUCACUCAGUACUCGCACCGGGACWUCAGGCGCCGGAUCAGAUAAAACAUUUUUGUUGAGCUGCUUUCAACAAAUCUCUCUGGACCCAGGGCUUCAAACACUUGAGUUACUUGAGAUGCACAAACUUUUAUUAAAACACUUUUUACAUAUUUGUGAAUUUAGAAAAUCAUCCAGUGUGGAAACUAAUGCAGCAAAACAUAACACUGUCUGCUGCAUGGACCCUUGAUUGUUACUAAAACAAUGCUCUGACGUCGACUUGAGGUGGUUUAAAAGUGUCAAAAUAAAGCGUAAAAUCCCAAACACAAGCUUCCCAGUGAUGGCUUUAGCCUCUUGCUCCACAGUGAAAAUUUUCUGGUCAGCAAAUCCAUAUUUUAUAACACCUUGAAAAAUGUCUUUUUAAAGGCUACACCUUCUUCUAGUUCUGAGUGUCAUUCUACAUCGUUCAACAAAAUUAUUUAAAUCUGUUUAGAAUUGCUACUUUAGAUUUCUCAGWUUAGGUCAUAUUUUACUCAUCAGAGUAAAACUGCUGUUGGUUUUUCAGUCUGACUAGAUUUUUAUUAAUUUUUUUAAUUUGGUGAUUUUCAGCACACAUCUGAUGCUCGUUGGUGGUAGUUAAUUUUAAUUUCACGUGGUGGUUCUAAGAGUCUGUGGGCUGCAGGUUUGAGCCCAGKUUGCUUCAGAAAAUGCAUUCGGCGAAAAUCAAUUGCCAAAUCUUAGGUGUGUGGUCGCUUGCUUGAGCUGACAAGUUUUAAUUUAUCUGAACUAAACUAAAUCCUUUUCCAGCUGCCUUUGGUUUCAGCUCAUCAGUAAGACAGUUUAUAAAAUCUACACUUAUAUUUGUAAGAACAGAAACAGUAAGAAUCUUUGUCACUGUUGUAUUUCUUUUACUAAAAGCUGACUGCUGACCGUUCAGAUUUUAUUUUCAUCACAUUCUAUUUAAUAACUUGUUUUUCCUGUUUUUUUACACUGUACAUACUGAGAACCCAAGUCAUGCUGAACUGUUAGAUGAAUGUAAAUUUACUGUACAGUUUUUUUUAAAUCUAACAAGCUACACAACAGGAAAAAAAACUUAAAUAUUUUACUUUCUGUUUACAUGUCAAAAAUGGUAAAUUUGUUUUGUUGAAAUAAUUUGAUAUGUAUUUAUGUAAGAAACAAGUGUUACUUGAACGUUUGAUAUUGAAAGCUUGUUGAAUUCAUAAAAACAAGUCUUAAAACCUCA